CAAAAAGGGCAUUUCUAAUCAAAAUCAUGUGGCAUAAAACGGCUUGCCGAAGUUUUGCGAUGUCAAUCUCGUUUAUGUUGUCUGAGAGUUAGCACCGAGACUAACCGUUCGUGCAUUUUAUUUAUUUUUUCUAAGUAAUUACGCCAUAAAAAUCACAGUGAUAUACAGACGUACGAACUAAAAUGCAUGUCGAAGCACUUUAACGUGAAGCGUGUCUCUGACCGUGACCUUCUCGUCUACGCGCUUAGCGACAGUGUCAAAUGGGGUUUGUCUUAUUUAAAGGGCUGUCAGACAGCCGCAACAUGUGCGCCUUGACUGUACAACAGACAUGUUUACACGAUUAUACCCGCCUUUAACAGUUUAAUUUAUUUGCUGAUACCAUGCAUUUAUGUUGUGUAAUUAUUUGCACACGUGCAUAAAUCUGAACAGGCCUGUAUGAUAUUAUAAACAGCCGCUGCACGGUGGUAAAUCGAUCCCCCGCAUAUGUACAGCGGGAAUGCGGCAGUUAUGGGUGCAUUACGUUAUUCUUGAGCAUCGUAGACAAAGACUCUUGCUUGGUCCUGUUGCCAUUGUGUUGAUAAGUUGUCUAUUUACUGCAUUAGGACGCCCAGUGAUCCUAAGAAGCCUCUGUAAAAUGAGAUUAUUUAAUAUUAGCUUAUAAAUUAAUCUGACCCCACCCUCACCUCCACAGUCGUACAGGUAGACUACAAAUGAACCCAUAAGCUCACUCCCUGUAGGUUUAUCUUUGCCCACAUCUGAAUUUAACAUUUGUAAUACUGGUAGGAUGUGGGGUAUAGGUUGCAACACCAAUUGUAAACAUGGGUGUAGUUUGUGUAUAGAUUUGUUGUGGUAAUUCAAUUUACAAAAUAAUUAUUAUAAAGUAAGUUAUGCCAACCCACUCACCACCCCACCCUCAUUUCAUUUUAAAGGAAACAUUUUAAUUCAACAGCAAAUAAAAUAGGAAACAAAUAUAGAACAUACAAUUAUAGCAACUAAAACAUAACAGACCUUGUGUGUGUGUGUUGUGUCACUCUCAUAAUUGUGUAAAAUGUAUGCAUGGUGCUAUUUUGUGCAAUCUUGUGUCCAGUAGCAAUACUUUGGAAAGUAGCAUUUCAACCCUCUCUGUCUGGCUAGCCGUAAUAUUUCAUGUUUUGUUUUGUUUUUUAACAUGCAGGUGAAAAAGUGUGGAUACUGUAUAGAGCCUGCUCAUUCAGAUGAUUCCAGAUACCUGUCAUUUUACAUCCAUUAACAUGGUCACAAAUCAAACCAUAAACCAAGACUUCUAUUGUAACCCAGGAUGACAGUGGACAUUUACAAUACCAACAGGGGGCCUCUCCUACAUACCUAAGAAGAAACAUUAGCGAGGCCAGUGAGGAAGAUGUGGAGAUCAGAUGACAUUGUGGAAGAGGAGAGACAUAGUAUGCCAUCAGAGGCUUUUCUCCAGCAACCUGAGUUUCAAGAUGACCACUCUGAUGAAGCUGUACUUCAUAGCAUCUUGGAGCCAGAAGGGGGAGAGAUAGAAAGAACCGAUGAAAAGAUGGAUUGCAAAGACAAACAGAACCCUCAAUUGUUUCAGAAUGCAAGCCAGCCUGUGUCCCAAAAUGUAGCUAAUCAUAAUCAAGCCUGUCAGGCAAGUGACUUUGAGCAUGCUGGAAUGAUAAAACAGGAUUAUAGGACUGAUUUGCCUUUAAAUGACACUAAGGCUGACCUUGACCCUGGUACUAAACUCCAGGGUGAAUUGCCCUGUCCUCGCUGUGAGAGAAAGUUUUCGAGUAGUCAAGGCCUGCAGCGGCACAUACAAACACAUGCUCUUUCAACCUGCCACACACAGCGGUUUAAAUGCAAUCGCUGCAGAAGGACCUUCAGUACACUGUUUAGUCGUCGGAGGCAUGAGAAAAGGCAUGAAAAUAGAAACAAGAAGAUGAAUGAUCACACAAUUGCCACUUGCACUGCUAGUCAGAUUGUCCCUGGCAGUGGUGAACCUUUGAAAACAGCAUCACAAAACCCACAGCCAAACAAGUGCAUUAAUGCAGCUGAUGGUGAACAAAAGGAUGAUAAAAACAGUCAUUUCAAAGCCUCACAUGUCUGCAAGUACUGCAAAAAAGCAUUUAGGACUCAUACUUGUCUGAAGAGACAUCAGCGCAGGAUCCAUGAGCACCAGCUUCUUCCAAGAGGAGUUUAUAAGAAGAUCAAAAUCACUCAAGCACCUGAAGGACAGCAGCUUGUUGAGACAGACAGUCAGACUGCUAACCCACAGUGUGCAGAGGACAUUGAUAAGGAAAAGGAAUACAUGGUUGACAUCUCCAGUAAUAUUUCAGAGAAUCUCAGCUUCUACAUAGAUGGGAAAAUUGUCUCGACGAGUGCUGUAAGUAACUGUGAGGUGAUUGAGAUGAACUCUGGGGGUUCUGCUGUGAUUGGAUUGAAUGCGGUUAUAAUCAGUCCAGCUCAAAUUACACAAGCUCUUAAAUUAGAAACCAAUAAUAACAGUUUCAACCCUGACCUGUCUGGACAAUCCUCAACGAGACGAAGGACAUCUACCCCACCUUUACUCCCACAAAUAAAAACAGAAUUAGAGUCUGAAUCCAUCUUGAGUACCUCAUCAUCUUCCUUGUCAUCUUUAUCAUUGUCCUCCACAUCUGGAGCUCCACUGGUCACUGCUCAUUUACCUCAGUGCAUUGAGACAGUUGCCUUUCACAAGGAAAAAACUGUCUAUCUGUCUCCCAAACUUAAGCAGCUCCUGCAGAAUCAGGAUGGCAGUAAACAAUCAUUUGCGUUAAUUUCUGAUGGCCACAAACUGGGUCCUCCCUUAUCCCUGACUGUUUUACCUGCAACAACAACUAGAUUUAAGAGAAGGACAACCUCCCCUCCCAGCUCACAACAGCAAAACUCUGAUCUGAAUGUAGAAAAGCAAGAUCAGGAUUCUACAAAAGCCAAGAUGUCAAAGUUGGAGAGCCAUGAGUUGAGCAUCUUGGGCACUGAAGAAACUGAGCCUUUAAAUGUACCCAUAAACAGCUCUGAUGGAGCUCAAAUGCAGCAACAGAUCUUGCCAUUGGACUGCUCUGUAUCAAGAACAGGUGGAAACUCCUGUAAUCAACAGCCAUUGGACCUCUCCAACUCUGUGGGUAAGCGAGACAGCAGUGACUCCUUAGCAGAGUCCAUUCUGGACUUAAGUAUUAGUGGAAAGAGUUUAGACUGUGACUCUGCUGGAGUCUACCUCACUCAGCCUGCUUUGAGGAAGAAUAAACCUAACUCUAUUAUGCUUCAGAAGGUGCUUAUGAAUGAGUAUGGUGGGGUAGACAAUCCUUCAGUUGAAGAUUCAGAUGCUGCAGGUGUCGUCAGUGCUCCUGACCUAACAAACCUUGCAGUUAUGCCAGUGUCUGAUGCAAGUCCACCAAACCCUGAAAGGCUUUUGUUUGAGUUGUCUCUUCCUCCUGCCUCAAUCCAUUCAACCCCUCCAUUGCUCACUCCUGUCACUAUCCAUCCAGCUGCCUCAGUCCCUCCAAGUCACGGUUCACCUUCUUCAUCUCCAACUUUUGUAUCCUUUCUAUCAACUCCCACAGUGGAACCCAAUCAGGACAUUCAAACUCUCCAUUCAACUUUCCUGGUAUCUGACACUGUACCACCCGCAGGGUCUAUAGAAGACUGCGCUGAUAAUCCUGUACAUCUUUCACAGGGUGAUUUGAAAAUGACAAUCCCUGACUGGGUGUCCUCUGCUCCUGGAGGUCUGGAGAGCCUUAUACCUGCAGCCCCUUCACUGACUUUACAAGGCCCUCAUUGGGUCGCUGAUCCUGCCAUAUGUGAACUAGCUCAAAGAACUUUGGUUGUAGACUCUGUAUUAGCUUCUGAUACACAGAUAUUUUCUCCAUCUCUGCCUAUUAACCAGUCCAACAUCACAUCCUUGACUUUUCCUCCAAACACUGUUGUUAUUGAGUAUACAGUUGCACUGCAAUCUACAGAAAAUAUUCUCCCAGCUCCCCAAGCUAAUCCUGUUCAAUGCCUCUCAGAUAAAUUUCCUGUUGAUGCAUUACAGCAAGAACCUUAUGUCCCAUCUGAGCCACAACCUCUCAGUCAAGACACCACCCUACUUUAUGAGCAAUCCACACAGUCGGCACCUAUAGAGCAGUCAUCAAGCUCUACAGAUGGUACACCGACCCUCACGGCCUCCACUAGUGUUAUUAAAGCAGAGAACAAAGACGAGGAUCAGGACAAUGUCCAGUCCUCUGAUUGUUCUAAGCAGGAAAACACAAUUGAAGAUGAGUUAACUCCCUUGCAUCCUUUUUGCAAGAACUUUAUGUGCAAUGUUUGUGAAGAGCCCUUCCAGUCCAUGAAGAUUCUCAGUCAACAUGUAGGUGAACACUCUAAGGAGUGGCCCUAUAAAUGUGAAUUUUGUGUACAGUUGUUUAAGAGCGACACAGGUUUGCUGGAGCACCGUUCCAGUUAUCAUGGAAUUGGUAAAAUUUAUGUUUGUAAAACAUGUUCUAAGGAAUUUGCUUUCCUCUGCAACUUGGAACAGCAUCAGCGAGAUCUCCAUCCCGGUCAAGAGUGCUCACACACCGAAGUAGUACAUGGCAAGUUAAGACCUGAAAACCAUAACAGUCCCAAAACUGACAUGACUGAUCCAGGCCUUCCAAUCGAAGAAAUCAAGCAAGAAUCUGACAACACAACCACUAAAGCAGAGGAGGAUGCCUUGGACAACUCUUCUGAAGAGCUGUUUACAACAAUAAAAAUCAUGGCAUCUGGAGGGGUCAAACCAAAAGGCCCAGAUGUACGUCUAGGCAUUAACCAACACUACCCAAGUUUCAAACCGCCUCCUUUUCCAUACCAUAAUCGAACACCAACUGGGACGACAGCAGCAUCAGCCACUAACUUUACCACCCACAAUAUCCCUCAGACCUUCAGCACAGCCAUUCGUUGCACCAAGUGUGGUAAGAGCUUUGACAACAUGCCCGAACUGCACAAGCACAUCUUAGCCUGUGCUAAUGCUAGUGACAAAAAGCGCUACACUCCUAAAAAGAACCCUAUACCACUUAAGCAGUUUGCAAAAGCACAAAAUGGGGUGUUAUCACCUGCAAGGAUUGUUAAUAGUAGGCAGAAUCUCUCUCAAAAGGUCGGACAACCGAAAAAACUGAACUUUCACGAAUCGCCAGUUAAGAUAAAAAUGAGUGUCCUGAAUAAGAAGAAAUCUCAGCUGGUGCAAAGGGGUAGACCUGUUGGGGGGAGAAGGGCCUUUGCUCAGGAUGACCUAGACAUUUUUGCAUGUCCUCACUGUAGCAGGGAGUUCACAUACAACGCUAGCUUAAAGAAACAUGUAGCUUUUAGCUGCCCCAUGAGGCCGACCAGUAGAAACUCCAAGAAAAGAACACUCAGUGUCGUCUCAGCCCAGGAGAACAACGGGAGCCUUCGGAGACAAAUUGCAAAUAUGAGUGCAAAGCCACAAGGGUCAAGCCAUGGGCCAAAAACAAUAACAAAGAGUCAGAUCAUCAAGCAAAAUGCAGCAGUUGAUGCCACUCAGGAUUUUAGGCUUAAAAGAUCUUCCAUUCUGUCAACAUCUGUGGUUCAAUCUAAUAAAAAAAGCAAGCCUAUUUUAAAUAGCAGCUUUUUGCCGCAGAUGGAUUCAAAGCAGAUAGUCCUCUCCUCAGUUGCUCAGGUUAACUCUCAGGAGCCAGGUGUUCGGGUACAUGUUUUGGGUAGAAAAAUGGAGCAGAGAGUGGGCGACGUCAAGCUACAGCCCAGAAGAGAUGACCGUUUGUCUCUGAGGUUGAGAGAGAGAGUAGGAGGACCUAUUACUCGAAGUGUACAGCAGGCCAGCACCACAACAACAGUCCUUAAACAGCCAGACAGUCACAACAUCAUCAUGCAUCCUGUCAUUCUUCAAGUCAAGAAAUGAGAGUUGUGAAAAAAAAAAGAUCAUUGAUGUCAACUUUUUUUUUAAAUGCCUCCUUAGUGCAACAUUUACCUGUAAAUAGGCAUCUAAAUAUUGGACAUGUUGAAACAAACUUAGAAUUAUGGCUGAAAAAAAGAAUGCCCUUUUUAUCUUUUUAAAUUCACUGGCUCAAACACAGCAGCCUAUAAUAUUUACAUUGUAAAUAUCAUAAAAUACCAUUACUAUCUAUUCAUAUGAGAACACGGCCAACAUAUCAACUUGUCAUAUGUAAAUACUUUUGCCUUCUGAAAAAUUUUAAUGUGCUAUCACAGUUUCUGGGUAAGUCCACUUACAGAGUUUAACUCAUACUCUGCUCUAACAUAUGUAGUUUUGAAAUGACCUUGAUGGGCUAGUUUAGGACUAAAUGCUGAGCUAGCUAACUAAAUUCGGCAGAAAAGUAGAUCUCCGGAGCUAGACUGAGUACCUUUGGAUUACAUAAAUCUCAAACCUUGGAAGUAUAAUGAAAUGUCAUGUUAAAUCAAAGCCUGAAGAGUGGGGAAGUGGGGGGUCUCAUGCACUUUAUGCUGUAGUUCAUAUUCACCUGUGUUAAAAUGCAUUGCAAUACGAUUAAUCAAUUACUACCAAUUAUUUAUUAAUAUAUGUAUUCUGUGUUUAAGAGAAGACAAGAUGUGUUCAGUGAGGUUCACUGGAAAACAGGUAUUAUUGUAAUGGUAACUGCUUCUAUUUUUGUAGAUUGUGUUAGUUGUGUUUUAUUUGUUGUAUAGAUGCAGUUUAGACUCUUCAUGCAUGCCAGAGAUUUCAUGUAUGAGUGAAGGGAAGGGUCAGAAUAUAAUAUAUCUGCACCUCAAGGGGCAGGAGAAAUGUAUAUUCUGUUCACAAAUAUGUAUGAAUCUAUUUUAAAAGUUUCUAUUUCUCUCUUCCUUACUUUUUGUGCUAUUCUCCUGCUGAAAUAUAAACAUAUUUGGUCAGCUGUCAAAUGAGUAGGUCUCAUUUUUUGAUGCACAUAUUGCGUAGCAUUUGGGAAGAUAGUUAUUUGUGAAAUAAGGCAUUGGCCGUCAGGUCUGGAAAUUUAGCUCUAAAGAUGACUGUUUUAGGACACAUUUGUGUCUUGUUGAGUGGCCAUGCUGAUGGUAAACAAAAAGUCCUAAAAGGGUCAAUGAUCAUAAUGCAGAGAUGCAGUGUUUAGGACAAAUGUUAAAUGAUUAUAUUUUUUAUUAGAAGACCUGUUCUUUAAUUGGAUUCAUUGUAACAUUUUAGAACAAGUUAACAGGUAAAAAGUUUAAGGCUAAUAUGAACACUGUGAAAUGUUUACACUAUGAUUGAUUGUUGUGACUGAAAAUGUUACCAAAGCUUGCUAACAGGAAGAUACACUUAGCUAAAUGGGCUUCUUUAUAGUAUAUCAGAACUGAUAAUAUCUAUUAGAACUUGUCUUCUGGAGAGAAAUAACACAAUUAUUGUAGGCUUAAUCCUUUUUGUAACUUUUAAUCCAUUGUUUAUUUAUGGCCAAAAAGUUUGCUUUGUGGCAUUUAUAUUCUUGACGCAAAAUUAUUGACUCAAAGUUUUCAGGCUUGAAAGAGUUUCAAAAGUUUUUUAAUGUGAAAUGUGAAUGACUUAAUAAAUUGCUCUGUUUUAAGUUCA
Messenger RNA from Ctenopharyngodon idella (grass carp), 7522 nucleotides. It is a transcript of the gene prdm2a, whose product is annotated as PR domain containing 2, with ZNF domain a. The transcript has 3 exons. The coding region runs from base 1379 to 5887 and encodes 1502 amino acids. The record is from RefSeq and is a predicted model, not a curated record. NCBI's taxonomy places the organism in Eukaryota, Metazoa, Chordata, Actinopteri, Cypriniformes, Xenocyprididae. Gene Ontology annotation, cellular component: nucleus.